AUUGACAUCACUGAAAAGUACGAUGAGUGUCGUCUGUUAACUAGUGUAAAUAGUUGUAAAUUUUUAGAUUUUACUCCGUUGCAAUCUGGUACCUGAUUAAUUUGUAGAUAUCGUAACAGUAGCAUCUAACGUAAUGCCCGUUCUAAGGAAAAAGUCUAGCAAAAAAGUAAACGCGGAGAACGGCAGUGGCAAUUUGAUUGGAGAUGUAACCAUCGACGACUUUGCAAAUUCAUCACGGACGCACGGGAGAUUUAAAAAGGCAAUGAUAAAUGUCUCCUCCGAAGUGAAAGAGGCGACAACAAAGAAAGAAAGCUCUUGGGACGAAAUGAAUGAGAGUUUUCAGGAAAGUCUGGGCGAUUCUAACAAAUCAAAGAAACAUACUAAGGGUUCGUCAACAAAUCAAAGAAGAAGAAAGAAGACAAAUUCCUCUGAAGAUGCUACGCAAGAAGAAGAAGGUAUAGAUUAUCCAUUGGAUGUAUGGUUCAUUAUAUCCGAAUAUAUUAGACCAGAGGCUGUGGGAAAAUUUGCUCAAAUAUGUAGAAGUUCUUAUCAUGUGGUAACAACAGGGAAAUUUUGGUUUCAUUUGUACAAGACGUACUACAGGUAUGUUCCUGGUUUGCCAGAACGUCUACAACCACAAUGUAUGGUUCGUCUGCAUGGACUUCGUGCUUGCGUCAUUAGAACGUUACAUUACACUUAUUUUUCCUUAAACAAAAAGGAUGAUGAUGUGUCUUACUUAAGACAAGACCAGCCACAUUCGCUUGUAAAGAGGCAAUGCUGUCUUAUGUGGCAUAAAGAGGGAAAAUUGCGGUGGUAUUUCUAUUUCAAAUUAAAGGAGUUGCCAAAAGCCAAUAAUAAGUCGUUGAAAUUGAGAACGAAAAUCAAUGGCAAGAAGACAGAUUUUCUUGAAAUGUUGGAAGAUGUAGCUGUGAAUUCAGAAGAGGGUUGCAAAAUACUUAGGGUGACUUGUUUAAAAUACAGUAUGCUGCCGCCUGUAAUUGGCUUGAUCUUGCAGUCAGUGUCAAUGACUUUGAUGCCCGGUUUUAAAGAUCAUCGAUUGCAACUCGGAUUUGGAACAUCAGACGUUCCUAAUACACUAACAAAUCAAGUCAUUUUGAAUGAUGUUGUUAGCUAUCAAAUUCUAGACUGGUGGCAUCCAACUUAUCCCCACCAAGAUUCAAUAACCACUAUUCAAUUGCCAGAAAGUGAUUCUUGGGAUCAGAGCUUAUUAUGAAAGAAUUCCAUAUUUUAUAAUCGAGCAGCUAGAUCAUAAGUAUGAUUUCUGUAUAUGAUUAUGUAAAUAAUACAUUACAUGUCUGUUAAGCUUGA
Molecule: messenger RNA, 1329 nt
Organism: Frieseomelitta varia
Lineage: Eukaryota; Metazoa; Arthropoda; Insecta; Hymenoptera; Apidae
Gene: fsd
Product: transmembrane protein 183B
Exons: 8
Coding region: 134-1234 (366 amino acids)
Biological process (GO): regulation of protein stability
Cellular component (GO): SCF ubiquitin ligase complex
Source: RefSeq, a predicted model, not a curated record